Coccomyxa subellipsoidea C-169 is the source of this 1413-nucleotide messenger RNA. RefSeq lists its product as hypothetical. Lineage: Eukaryota; Viridiplantae; Chlorophyta; Trebouxiophyceae; Coccomyxaceae. Bases 132 to 1082 code for a protein of 316 amino acids. The record is from RefSeq and is a predicted model, not a curated record. Gene Ontology annotation, molecular function: monooxygenase activity. The transcript is spliced from 8 exons.
GAUAAAAUAUCGUGCUUGUGUCUAACGGAGAAUCACUGAGGAGUAGUGGCAGAAUAAGCGGUCAGUGCGAAGGCGAGUGUGUCCAAAGAUCUGAGAGACAGGGGUUUCUGACGCGAAGAACCGGUGCGGACAUGUCAAUGAAAAAUUACUACCCUGUUAGGAGGGAACAGAGUGACAGUCCAGACAUUGCUCUGAUCGGCGGAAGCGCGGAAGGCCUGCUAUGCGCCUUGAGCUUGUCUCAUCUCGAUUCUGUGAAUGUGAAGGUGUACGAGGCAGCAGAUGACGUCGGGCUAGGUUCAAAGACCUUGGUACUUUCUCCAAAUGCACAGAAUGCAAUCUACGCUAUCAGCCCUUCUCUUUACAAGAGCCUAGCAGAAGGGGCAUUGCAUACCAGCCAUGCAGAGCCUUCAGGAAAGCACAGUGGGAGCCAGCGGACAUCCAACACUGGCGAGCCACUGUACACUCCUGCAUCUCGAGGCAUCCACACACCCUUGGAAGUUGACGGGGCGCUGCUGCACUCCCUCUGCCUGCAAGCGCUGCCACGAGGCUCUGUGGAGACUUCCCACCAGCUGACUGGGCUGCAUGAGGACCGUGAUGGCAUGGGAUUGACCUUCCAGGGGAGGCCCUCACUGCGCACAAAGCUGGUCAUUGGAGCAGACCCAUCAUCGCCUGUUUUUGCCAAGGCUCUACAGGGGGGCUCACCGUGGGGACGUGCUCGCAUUGCGCAGCUGUGCAAUGACGUGGCGCCUCCUCUGGGAUCAGACAACUCUGUGCAGGCUUUGGGACUGCCCAUUGAAGCGGUGGUGGAAUUGACAUACAGCUUGUCUGAGCAUGGGCUCAUGCCAGCAGCCAUCAGGAACUUUGUUGCUGUCAUGUCGGAGCGCACAGCCAAUCACAACCUGCUGCAGGCUCAGAAGCCAUUCCCUCCCAUUGCACAGCCAGACGCCCUGAAGAGUGCUGCAUCGCCGCCGCUUGGAUCCUCACCCCCAAUCGGUUUUGGCAUCCCGGCUGCCCUGAAGAUGCAGGAUCUAAGGCCACUGGAGCCGCCAAGGGGCUUGUGGAACCAUGCAGCAGCGCGCUGAGUAUGAGGUGUACACAAUAUGUUAGAAUGUAUGAGAACGUUGUGAUGCUGCAAUGACUUUGACACGUAUUCCCUGUAUUCAUGAGAUUGACUGAGAGCCUCUGACCUGAGAUUGGCGCGUUGCUAAGAAAUCCAAGCACUUUUGUGGGGCAGCCCUGCGUCUAGACCUUCCUUUCUUUUGUGUUUACUGUCUCAAUGUCAGUAAUUGGUCUCAUCACCUGUUUGUUGCCUCCAUGCCUUUUUGUUGGCGCAUUUGCCUUGCAAGCCUCAGUGCAGCGUGAUGAAGUGGUGAUGAGUGAGAAGUGGUACUUACUGUGAAGCUUUGCAUGAUC